Myxocyprinus asiaticus (Chinese sucker) is the source of this 3192-nucleotide messenger RNA. RefSeq names its product bifunctional UDP-N-acetylglucosamine 2-epimerase/N-acetylmannosamine kinase-like. Bases 220 to 2397 code for a protein of 725 amino acids. The record is from RefSeq and is a predicted model, not a curated record. The transcript is spliced from 12 exons. NCBI's taxonomy places the organism in Eukaryota, Metazoa, Chordata, Actinopteri, Cypriniformes, Catostomidae. Gene Ontology annotation, biological process: UDP-N-acetylglucosamine metabolic process. Gene Ontology annotation, molecular function: UDP-N-acetylglucosamine 2-epimerase activity; hydrolase activity, hydrolyzing O-glycosyl compounds; N-acylmannosamine kinase activity.
GCACUGCUGCUGCUGUUCUGUCGUAGUAUGCUGGCACGCGACGAGCUAUACUGAUAAGGCCUGAUGCAGUGUUGUCAUCUUGUGCGCGUCUAUACUCCCCGCCUAGAGCAACAUUGACGCUUCACAGGAUGUGUAAAAAUCUUGGUCUUACAGAUAUUUGGAGACUUUUGAACCCAUCUGGAGUUGUACUAUCUGAAGACCCGACUUGCGCAGGAGAAGAUGGAUCGACAGGAGAAUGGGCUGAAGCGUCGGCUACGCGUUUGUGUGGCCACAUGUAACAGAGCGGACUACUCCAAACUCGCCCCCAUCAUGUUCGGCAUCAAGUCACACUCAGAUAUCUUUGACCUGGAGGUGGUGGUGCUGGGUUCGCAUCUCAUUGACGAUUACGGAAACACCUUUCGUAUGAUUGAACAGGAUGAGUUUGAUAUUGGCUCCAAGUUGCACACCAUAGUUCGUGGUGAGGAUGAAGCCGCCAUGGUGGAGUCAGUCGGUCUCGCUCUCGUAAAGCUUCCCGACGUCCUCCAGCGUCUCGCCCCUGACAUUAUGCUCGUUCAUGGCGAUCGUUUUGACGCCCUGGCCUUGGCGACGGCAGCGGCUCUGAUGAACAUUCGCAUUUUGCACCUGGAAGGUGGAGAAGUGAGUGGAACCAUUGAUGAUUCCAUUCGUCAUGCCAUCUCCAAACUGGCACACUACCACGCUGUCUGCACGUGCUCAGCCGAGAGACACCUCAUUUCCAUGUGCGAAGACCAUUCUCGAAUCUUAUUGGCUGGCUGCCCGUCAUACGACAAGUUGCUAACUGCCCACCAACGAGAUGAUUAUGCUGAUAUCAUUAAGUCCUGGCUCGGAGAUCAUGUGAACGAGCAAGACUAUAUCGUAGCCCUGCAGCAUCCCGUUACCACAGACAUCAAGAAUUCCAUUAAGAUCUAUGAGUUAAUGCUGGACGCUCUCAUCUCCUUCAACAAGAGAACUCUCAUACUCUUCCCCAAUAUAGAUGCAGGCAGUAAAGAGAUGGUUCGUGUGAUGAGGAGAAAAGGAAUCGAACAGCACCCAAACUUCCGUGCAGUGAAGCAUGUUCCAUUUGAUCAGUUUAUCCAGUUGGUGGCCCAUGCCGGCUGUAUGAUCGGGAACAGCAGUUGUGGAGUUCGGGAGGCUGGAGCGUUCGGGACUCCUGUUGUUAACCUGGGUAAUCGCCAGACAGGUCGAGAGACUGGGGAAAAUGUUCUACAUGUGCGAGACGCAGACACGCAUAAUAAAAUCUUCCAUGCCCUGAAGCUGCAGUUUGGAAAACGCUACCCCUGCUCAAAAAUCUACGGUGAUGGAAAUGCGGUCCAACGCAUUUUGAAGUUCCUGCAAUCAAUCGACCUAUCGGAGCCGCUUCAGAAGAAGUUCUGUUUCCCACCGGUGAAGGAGUGCAUCUCUCAAGAUAUUGACCACAUUCUGGAGACCCAGAGUGCUCUUGCUGUAGACCUGGGGGGGACCAACCUGCGUGUGGCCAUUGUCAGCAUGAAGGGAAAAGUGGUUAAGAGGUAUAUUCAGCUGAAUCCUAAGACAUUUGAAGAGAGGAUGGAGCUGAUACUGACCAUGUGCAAACAGGCCAUGGCUGAUGCUGUUCACCUCAACUGUAGAAUCCUGGGUGUCGGUGUAAGCACAGGGGGCCGUGUGAACCCUCAAGAUGGGGUGGUCCUCCACUCCACAAAGCUGAUAAAUGAGUGGAGUUCAGUGGACAUCCGCACACCCCUUUCCAGCACCCUCCACUUGCCCGUCUGGGUUGACAAUGACGGGAACUGUGCCGCCCUUGCUGAGAAAAAGUUUGGCCACGGAAAUGGCGUGGAGAACUUUGUCACUAUUAUCACUGGAACCGGAAUUGGGGGCGGUAUAAUCCAGCAUAAUGAACUAAUCCACGGCAGCACAUUUUGUGCAGCAGAACUGGGACACAUCGUAGUCUCUCUGGAAGGACCAGAAUGCAUGUGUGGUAGCCACGGCUGUAUAGAAGCCUACUCAUCAGGCCUUGCCCUAGAGAGAGAAGCCAAGAGACUGCAUGACGAGGACUUGCUGUUGGUGGAGGGAAUGACUCUGAAUAACAAAGAACAGGUGACCGCUAUUCAUCUCAUCAGUGCUGCUCAUCUCGGCAACUCCAAAGCUGAGAGCAUACUUAACACAGCUGGCACUGCUCUGGGUUUGGGCAUCGUGAACAUCCUGCACAUGGUUAACCCGUCUCUGGUGAUCCUGUCUGGUGUUUUGGCUGGUCAUUAUGAGAAUCCAGUCCGUCAGGUCAUCAGCCAGCGCGCUCUCCUCUCGGCACAGGAGACUAAGGUCAUGGUGUCUAAGCUCGAAGAUCCUGCCCUGCUUGGUGCCGCGAGCAUGGUACUGGACUACACCACCCGCCGUACCUACUGAAACCAGGAACCAAUCAGUUACAGACUUUGGGACGGAGGGCCAAUCGUGUUCUUUGUUUAUAUAUUAAGUCGAUAGUGGCUUCUUAAAGCCUGACCUAAAAAACUUCAGUGUGCUUUUAUGUGUCCAACGAGAGCACACAUUGUUACAAGCAAUUGCUAUCCUAUUUUGAAUCAAAGACCUAAUCAAGGUGUUUAACUAAGAUAAAUUGAACUAUAUAAAGAAUUUAUGAAGGAGGAUUUGAUUUUAAUGUUUGUAUGCACAAUGAAACUGGGUAUUUAAUACAAGGAGGAUUCUGUAAAUAUACUGAUGCGGUUUUAUCACCCUCUCUCUCUUACGCUCUCUCUUUUAGCGCCUUAUGCUGAUCUAUUGCCAAGUCUUUCUUAUUUUUUGAGCACCAUAUGUGUAAAUUGUUUACUCCAAUCAUCCAGCCCAUAUGAAUGAGUGAAUGAAUGAACAUACAAACAAACUGCUGUUUGUCCAAUGUAUUCUAUAAUAUAUUAUUUAAUCAUUAAAACCACUGAACGCAUGUCAUUAUAUUACCAUUGAAUUGUUUUAAUUUAUAACUGGACUGCAUACAUGCUGCUAUUCACUCACUACAUAUGUAAGCAUUAUAUCUGAUGAUUAAUGAGGGAUUGUAGGACAACUGCAUUCGCAGUAUUUGCCAUUAAAGUGUAUGUAUAAACUUGUAUGCAAGUUUAUAUAUAUCACAAAUGUUGUCAAACAAAGCUUUACUUGUACAAUUGUACACUGAAACAUCAGUGGUUUCAGGUUUAUUAAUAAACUGUUUUUUUUUCC